Amphibalanus amphitrite is the source of this 1717-nucleotide messenger RNA. RefSeq names its product meiotic nuclear division protein 1 homolog. Gene Ontology annotation, cellular component: nucleus. Bases 894 to 1511 code for a protein of 205 amino acids. Gene Ontology annotation, molecular function: double-stranded DNA binding. The transcript is spliced from 4 exons. Gene Ontology annotation, biological process: reciprocal meiotic recombination. Lineage: Eukaryota; Metazoa; Arthropoda; Thecostraca; Balanomorpha; Balanidae. The record is from RefSeq and is a predicted model, not a curated record.
GUUAAAUGAUUAAUGGAUCCGAAAAUACAGAACCAUAAAUUUCAAGCUUGAUUCCAGGGUAUAUAGCUUGAUUCUACCCCGUAAAAUGCUUGGGUAAUGUGCCGAGCAACGUUAUAUUUCCGAAAGGGAUUGAUAUUUCAUCUUGCAUUUUACUCAUAUAAAUUUUAAGAAAAUUAUUGAUUUAACCUAUUUUUGAUAAUUUGAUUAGGUGGAGCCAGCUUUCAAUUCAUCUGUAAAAUUAUUUACAUUGCUAUGUACCUACAUUUGUUGUUUGUUUUAUAUGUUAUUGAUAAAAGCAAAAAUAUAAAAUUGCAGAGUUACGAGAAACAAUUGAUAAUAACUGGAUCACUGGAUGUCAAUUCAUUGUUCCAAGUUUAUUUCUAAAAUGUCAUGGUUUCCUUUUUGGUGGAAAAUGCCUACCUAUAAUAUUGAUGGAAAUACUAGACAUUGAUCUGAGAGAAUAUUAUUUCAAUGUUUGCUGAUUUUGAACACUGAAUCCCAAGGCCCCUCAAGUGCUUUAUCAGUGAACAAACUCAAUGAGUGUAGAAGAGGCAGAGUCAGAGGUCGCAGACAGCUGGGAGGAAGCUGCUGAUUCUGGGAGACGAGCGGCUGGCGGAGCACCUCGCAACAACUGAGCCCUCUGACACGGAAGAAGGACGCCAGGCGCCUGUCGCCGAGGCUUGCAGGAGAACGAACGAUAAGACUCUCUUGGAUAGGCGAGGCUUGCUGGGUGACCAGUGCACUGCUGAUCCGCAUGAAAGUGAGGGAAUAUGAGUUGCCCUAACGCUUGGACGAAUCUCUGAAAUUUUUGGGAAAUCGCUGCUCGUAAAGACACCUUAAGACUUUGCAGACCAUACUGUCGACUGUUUGGUAGAAGUGGCCCGGUCCCGAUAAUGUCGAAGCGCAAGGGUGUCAGUGCCGAGGAGAAGCGGACCCGGAUGCUGGACCUGCUGUACGAGCGGCAGGACUUCUUCCAGCUGAAGGAGCUGGAGCGGCUCGGCCCCAAGGAGAAGGGUGUCGUCUCUCAGUCGGUGAAGGAAGUGAUCCAAAGCCUGGUCGACGACGGACUGGUGGAUACCGAUAAAAUCGGUACCUCUGUCUACUUCUGGGCGUUUCCCAGCAAAGGCGCCGCCGCCCGCAAACGGAAGCUGGCGAACCUGGAGACACAGCUGGCGCAGACGCGGCAGAAGCGGCGCGCGCUGGAGACUCAGCUGGCGGAGGCCGGCGUGGGCCGUGAGGAGGGCGCCGAGCGCAGUGAGCUGCUGCAGCAGCUGGCGGACAGUCAGCGGCGCCGCGCCGAGCUGGACGCUGAGAUCAGCAGGUACAAGGACUGCGACCCGGAGGCCCUGGCGGCGCUGAGGCGCGAAUCGACCACGGCCACAGAGGCGGCCAACCGCUGGACGGAUAACGUGUGCCAGAUCAAAACCUGGUGCAAACGCAAGUUCGCCAUGGAGGAGGCCGUGAUCGACAAACAGUUUGGCAUCCCGGAGAACUUCGAUUACCUGGAGUGAUGUUGGAGAGAAGCGUGAUUCGGUCAUGUGCCUGGUAAAAUGUGCCUGUCUGUUCGAAAGUGUGAACGUAGCUGUCAGCUGUUUUCAUUUCACUUCUUAGGGAAGAGAAUAUGUUUAGUUGUUUUCGUAAGUGAGACACUGUUAUUAGCAAUUCCAGACAGCUAAUGUGCAUCUUUUGCUUUUUGCAAAUACAUUCAGAGUUUUCA